Molecule: messenger RNA, 609 nt
Organism: Macrosiphum euphorbiae (potato aphid)
Lineage: Eukaryota; Metazoa; Arthropoda; Insecta; Hemiptera; Aphididae
Source: the annotation of a GenBank genome assembly
AUGUUACGAGCAUGGAUGGCUGAUAAUAAAUCCAAGAAGUGGAGCGUUGGAUUAAAUUUUGUUCAAUUCCAAAAAAAUAGUUCAUUUCAUCGAAAAAUUGUACGUAGCCCUUAUAAGGCUUUAUUUGGAAAUGACCCAAAAAUUGGACUAAGUACAUCAAAUUUGCCAUCUGAUCUAUUGAAAAAAUUAACAACAGAAGAAGAUCUCGAACAUAUAUCUCAGAUAAAGGAAACUAAAAAACGCUCAAUUGCCUGCAGCAUUUGUAAAGUUGAUGUGGAUUUGGCACUAUCGGAGAUUGCUGAAAAUAAUGAAAUUAUUUGCCAAUUAUGCGAUUCAAGCAAAAAUAUACAAAUUCAACGUGAACUUGGACAUGAAGUUCAAAUUAUAGCUGCAGAGAAAAUGAUCAAGGGAAACAACAAAAAAACGGACGAUUUUGAAAUAAAUCAAUGUGUUGUAUUUGGAGUACCAAAAGUUGAUAUUGGACCUACAGAUCCCCCAAACAUAAUUUGUGUGAUCACGGAACAAAAAAAAAAGGAUUACAUAAACUUGGAACAAAAUAUGGUUUACUCAAAUCGAUGUCAUAAUCAAUCGUCGUGUAAAAAUAAAUAA